AUGUUUGAAAUAUCAAAUUGUAUUUCAUUGAAAAGAGAACAUCUAAGAGUUUCAAUUAGAAGAUAAAAAAAUGAAGAGAUUUUUUCUAAAAGUAGGAAGAUUAUUUAAACUGAUAAUACAGCAUUAAUGAAUUAUUUAAUUUCAAGAAAUGAAGAUGAUGUUAUCUUCAAUCUUAAAGAAUUUAUUGAAAAUAGAAGUUAAAAUAUUUAUGAAUCACAAUAAAUUUUGAAGUGGUUGUUAGAAUAUGAAAAAUUGAAUUAAUCAACUUAAGCACAACAACUAACAUUAUUUUUUUUGCAUUAAGUUUCACUCAAUAUAGAAGUAAAUUUUUACUUAAAAAUCAGGUAAAAUAUAUUAAAUUAGCAGCUUCACUAUUGAAGUAAAUAUGCUUUUAAGAUGAGGAUGCUCUAAAUUUAACUACUAAACUUAGUCACAAAUCAACAAUGCGUUCAUAAAUUUUGUACAAUUUAUUUUAACAGUAGUAUUAAUGAAUUAUCAAAUGAAGAUUUUAUUAUUGAUCUUAUGGGUAGCCAACUCAAUACUCUAGAACUAAUUUGUAACAUUAUGGCUGAUGAAUAAUUCAUUUAUCUAAUGUUUAAUAAACACCCUUAUUUUUUGGACUAUUUUAUAGCAAAAUUACAUGAUUUAAGAUCUUGUUAAUUGGCUAUAGACUUAUUUUAUGAUAUGGCUAAUUCAGAAAAACUUUGUCCAAUAAUCUCAAAUAAACAUGUGAUUCAUGAUUUAAUAUUAUUAAUCCCUUCACAAAGAAUACUAGAAAUUUUAAUAUUAAUCCAUUAACAUUCAUAUAAUGCUGAAUUAUUAGAAGAGAUUAAUCUUAUUAAAUAUUAUAUUGAACUUCUGGAUUCAAAAAUGUUUUUAGAAGAAGUUUUAUUUUUAAUAAACUUUAUGUUAGACUCAAAAUUAAAUCAAUUUCUUUUGAAUUAAUUAUUACUUCGAAAGAAACACCUUUAAGAUUUGUGUUACUGUUAGAAUCAUUAAGUUAAUUAAUUAGCAGCAAAUAUUGUGGAUAAAUACUUAUGA
This is a messenger RNA of Paramecium pentaurelia, 1041 nucleotides long. The record is from the annotation of a GenBank genome assembly. Lineage: Eukaryota; Ciliophora; Oligohymenophorea; Peniculida; Parameciidae.